CAAUAUCGUUCAAGACAAACCACACAGCAUGAGACGGGAACACAGAAGGGACUAACUGCCUAAAGGAUUGUAUAUUUUUUCUCUGAACUGGAUUAUCACUUUCCUGAAAAACUAUCUAGUAUCCUGUACGUAGAGAUGGUUGGCAUCAAGCCCAAAGACGUGGCGCCCUGUGCUGCGGUCAAGUUCUUCGGAGCAGGCACGGCGGCCUGCAUUGCCGACCUCAUCACCUUUCCACUGGACACCGCAAAAGUCAGACUACAGAUUCAGGGAGAGUGUGAAGGGUCCGGUGUAGUGAAGUAUCGGGGGGUGUUUGGCACCAUCACCACCAUGGUGCGCACAGAGGGGGCCAGCAGCCUUUACAAUGGACUGGUGGCAGGACUCCAGAGGCAGAUGAGCUUCGCCUCCAUCCGAAUCGGUCUUUACGACUCCAUGAAGCAAUUCUACACUCGAGGAACUGAGAGUGCUGGAAUCGUUACCCGGAUCAUGGCGGGUUGCACCACGGGAGCGUUGGCCGUGGCUCUCGCUCAACCAACAGACGUGGUGAAGGUGCGUUUCCAAGCCCAGGUCCGGCUGGCCGACGGUGGGAGGAGAUACAACAGCACUCUGGAAGCCUACAGGACGAUUGCCCGAGAUGAGGGAGUACGGGGCCUUUGGAAAGGUUGCAUACCCAACAUCACCCGCAAUGCCAUUGUGAACUGUACAGAGCUGGUGACCUACGACAUGAUCAAAGAGCUCAUCCUGAAGUACGACCUGAUGACAGACAACUUCCCAUGCCACUUCACUGCUGCCUUCAGUGCCGGCUUCUGCACAACGGUGGUCGCCUCUCCUGUGGACGUGGUCAAAACGCGGUUCAUGAAUUCUGCAGACGGCCAGUACAGGAGUGCCAGCAACUGUGCGCUCAGCAUGGUUAGAAACGAAGGAGCCAAAGCCUUCUAUAAAGGGUUCAUGCCUUCUUUCCUGCGACUGGGGUCGUGGAACAUUGUGAUGUUCGUGACCUAUGAACAAAUCAAAAUAGGUAUGACCAGGGCACAACAGUACCGGGAGUCACCGUUUUGACCUCCGCGCGUCAGGAGGUCUCUUCAGAUGUGACUGCACAAACCUCCAUCCCGCUGCAGAGGUCACCCAGGGCUGGAAAAGGAUGUUAUGAAGACUCGAGGCAGCAAGAUGAACCAUCUCACACUUCCUAAAUAAUCAGGCAUAGUUGCAACGCCACAACGAUUACAGGGUGCAAAUGUAAAGAGACAAUUCAUGGUUUGUAAUGGAGAGCGUUUCCAUUAUAAAACGCCUACGACGGAUGUGAAAUUAUAAUUCCAGAGGGUUAUUGUACGUUUAAUCUCUUUUCCACAAACUGUACAUAAGAUACUAAAACCUUGAUCAACUUGUCUCUACACACCUUUGAAAUGGAUGUUUACAAGAAUGAUCUGUUAGAUAAUGUGAACAGUGUUAUUGCGUUAUAUUAUUUAUUACUCAGGAAAGGUUUUCCGUGAUGGCAAUGGAAGCUGACCAUUUCUAUGUUACUUAUGUUGCUUUCAGUGUCAUGGUUUACCAUUGUUUGUAUUUGCCAUAAAGGACUUUUAGUGCAGGUAAAUCAAUGUGCUGCUUAUUGUAAAUAGCAUGAAUUCAUUGCUGGUCGAUAAGUCAUUGCUGUGACAAAUCAUGCAAAAACGGAUAAAAGUACAAUUUUUUCUUC
Gasterosteus aculeatus aculeatus (three-spined stickleback) is the source of this 1690-nucleotide messenger RNA. Its product is annotated as dicarboxylate carrier UCP2. The record is from RefSeq and is a predicted model, not a curated record. Gene Ontology annotation, biological process: transmembrane transport. NCBI's taxonomy places the organism in Eukaryota, Metazoa, Chordata, Actinopteri, Perciformes, Gasterosteidae.